Messenger RNA from Solea senegalensis (Senegalese sole), 3721 nucleotides. It is a transcript of the gene fem1a, whose product is annotated as fem-1 homolog a. The transcript has a single exon. Gene Ontology annotation, molecular function: protein binding. Bases 314 to 2167 code for a protein of 617 amino acids. The record is from RefSeq and is a predicted model, not a curated record. Lineage: Eukaryota; Metazoa; Chordata; Actinopteri; Pleuronectiformes; Soleidae.
GGUACGGUAUUCAGCUCCUGUGCACCAUGGGAAAUGUAGUUAUUUUUAAACUGCCAAGCGCAGCUCACUCGGUAUCAGGAAAACUCUUUAAAACCACGCUACCCACAAUCCUUUGCUGGAAUGACAUACGUAGACCUGUCAAACAACACACGCCAUCUUGACAUCAGCCUCAAAAUGGCAGAAAGAUGUAAGCUAGAAAACGAGUCCCGGCUGACGCUCCUGCUCUGUCUUAUUUAAAAACACACUCGUCAGUUUUCCUAGAAACGGGUGGUAAUGGGGAUGGUGUCCGGUGCGACAGUACUGAGCCUGUAAAAUGGACAUAACGACGGCGGUUUUCAACGCGGCCAGAGAUGGUAAGCUAAAACUUAUCCAGAAGUUGCUGUGCAACAAAACUCCUGAGGAGCUGGAGGCUUUAGCCGAGGAGAAAACACAGGGAGGCACUCCUCUGUUGGUAGCCUCCCGAUACGGACAUUUAGAGGUUGUAGAUUACCUUCUUGAACACUGCAAAGCAAAUGUUGAACUCGGUGGUUCGGUUAACUUUGACGGUGAGACCAUCGAGGGGGCUCCGCCGCUGUGGGCGGCUUCAGCAGCUGGUCACCUUCCUGUGGUGAAGACGCUACUGAAACACGGUGCCUCGGUGAACAACGCAACAUUAACUAACUCUACGCCUCUACGAGCCGCCUGCUUCGACGGUCACUUGGAGAUCGUGCGCUACCUGGUGGAGCACAGAGCCGAUAUGGAGGUCGCUAACCGCCACGGACAUACCUGCCUCAUGAUCUCCUGCUACAAGGGCCAUAAGGAAAUAGCAAAGUUCCUCUUGGACCGCGGAGCAGAUGUCAACCGUAAGAGUGUGAAAGGAAACACCGCCCUUCACGACUGUGCUGAGUCAGGCAGCCUGGACAUCAUGAAGAUGCUGCUCAAGUGCAAUGCCCGCAUGGAGAGGGAUGGGUACGGAAUGACCCCGCUCCUCGCUGCAAGUGUCACAGGUCACACCAACAUUGUGGAAUAUCUCAUCCACCAGCCUCGCUCCUCCAGAGAGGAACGCAUUGAUGCACUUGAACUCCUUGGGGCUACUUUUGUUGACAAAAAGCGGGAUCUCUUGGGGGCGAUGAGGUACUGGAGAAGGGCUAUGGAACUGAGGCAGCCAGGCGACAAAGCUGGAUCCCUGGCAAAGCCUCCCCCUGGUCCCCCAAUCCCUGCCUAUGGUUGUGCACAGGAGGUGAGCACAGCCGAGGAACUGGAAGCUUUGAUUACAGAUCCAGACGAAAUGAGGAUGCAAGCAUUGUUGGUACGAGAGCGCAUCCUGGGACCGUCGCACCCAGACACCUCUUACUACAUCCGCUACAGGGGAGCUGUGUAUGCAGACUCGGGCAAUUUUGAACGCUGCAUCAGCUUAUGGAAGUAUGCUUUAGACAUGCAGCAAAGCAAUUUAGACCCUCUUAGUCCCAUGACAGCCUCCAGUUUCCUUUCCUUUGCAGAGCUCUUCUCAUUUGUUCUUCAGGACAGGGCCAAAGGCACCUUGUCAACACGUGUCACCUUCCAUGAUCUGAUGACUGUGUUGGGGAAAAGUGUGAGGGAGGUAGAGAGAGCUGUGGCACAAAGAGACAACCCUCCAGAACCUUCACAGUUCACCAAGGCCCUCUCCAUCAUUCUCCACCUUAUCUUUCUGCUGGAGAAGCUGGAGUGCAGCCCAGAGCAGGAGCACCAGAAGAAGCACACAGUAUAUCGUCUGCUUAAAUUAAACCCCCGAGGUCGGAGCAGCUUCACUCCUCUCCACAUGGCUGUUGACAAGGAGACAACGUCGGUGGGCCGCUACCCAGUUGGUCGCUUCCCCUCCCAGGCGGUGGCAGCACUGCUCCUAGAAUGCGGUGCAGACAUCGAUUCACGUGAUUGUGAGAACAACACACCACUGCACAUUGCUGCUAAUAAUGGUUGUCCAGAGAUUAUGGCACUACUUCUGAAGGCCGGGGCUCACUUUGAUGCCACAAAUUCUCAGAGAAAGACAGCCUAUGAGCUGUUGGAUGAGCAGAGCAGUGGGCUCCCGGCCCUUUACCCACUAAACUACAUCACCCUUCAGUGCCUGGCAGCUCGCGCGGUUGAAAAGCACAAACUUCCUUACAGGGGACUCAUCUCUGAGGAGAUGGAGGCUUUCAUUGAGCUGCACUGACUUUCACUACGCUCCCAUGACAAGGAAUCCCUGCACUACCACCCCUGUUGUCCGCCAUACUUUAUUAUGACAUGCACCAAAAGUCCUCCUGCACACUAUUCUCUUCAUCUCUGCCCUUUUGGACUCCUGCUUUACUCCUGCUUUACAUCCUCAUGUCUGACAAACCAUAGCAAUAAAUAUCCAGCCUGUAGGCAUAAAUCACUAGCUGAGAUCUGAUCAGUUAUCUCAGUUAUCUUCAUGUAGAUGUUUACAGUGAUGCUUUCUACUUGCUAUUUAAAGCUGUGGAUAACAUCAACUUGAUAUGGGCUUGAAUACAUUUUCCUCUCAAAAAAAGAGCAUUGCAGUAUGACGGUGCUAGUGUUGGUGAUGUGGCUGAACCGAAUACAAGUUGGGUUUUAGUGUUACUGAUAGAAAGCAUCUGAUCAAAGUAGCCAGAUAACAUGCAUGGAAAUUAAAGAGUGGAUGCAAAUAUCUUUUUGUUCUGUGAAUCUUUGCAGAAAGGAUGUAUUUGAACAAACCUAAUUUUUUUUUCAUGGUUCUACAUGUUCACAUAUACCAUGUGUUAUGGUUUGAGUAGUGUUGAACUGACUGUGCCAAAAGUCAGCUAUGGAGUUAGGCUCUGUUACAGAUUGUGUUGCAAAAUGAAUAGCAACUAACAUAUAUUCCACAUUGUUUGCAGGCAAUGUAAUCAAUGUAAUCUCACAAAACAUCUAGUUCCAGACAGUAAGCAACUCAAGUUGUUUGACAUUUCAGACUGUGACAUGAUUUGACAUCCUGCAGUCAUAUGACCGGUAAAUGGAGCUGGUGGAAGAGUUUGACUCACACUUCCCAGUCUCUUGAAAGGCAUUUAUAACCUAUUCAGUUUGUGAUAUUUCAAUCAAGAGGCAACUUUGUUUUCAAGCAAAAAAAAUAUCACUUACAUGUUUUUCAUGGGAUGAAACUAUUAUUUAAUUGUACAUGUUUGUCUUGUGUUGAAUCUGGGGAUGCUUCACUGACAGUGAAUUGAUAUCUUUUGAGUUUAUGAACUUAGAAUUUUUUCUUCUGCCUAUUUCUGAACGAUUUGAAACUGGAGCCUGAAAUGUGCCUACAUCCCUGUAUUUCUGUGAAACGUCAUUGUGAAGAUAUUUAAUUCAAUAUCAGAAGCAGCUUCAGAAACAGGGCUUUGCAUUAUAACUGACCUUACACCCUCCUGUUGUAUCUUAAGUAAAGGUCAUAAGGUAACUGUCCAACUCGUGUUUUAAUUGUCUUUGAUUGAAUUUCCCUUUAAUCUCAGAUGCAGUUCACAGAAAUUGAAAAGGUGGCCCUCAGGGCACUCCUGCAUCUUAGUCUUAUUUUUAAUUGUCUCUUUUGUCUAUCUUCUGUUAUCAUGAAUGUUUUAUUUGUUUGUUUAUAUGCUAAGCAUCACCAAGUUGAAUGCACAUUGAGUCUCCAACUUACAUUCAGGCUAUGAACUGUUGCUGCCUUCAUCUUUCUCAGCUGAUACGUUUAACUGAUGAUAACUCAAGAACAAAAGUGUGUUGAAGAUACUUGAAUAAAAUUCAGUAUCACAACGGG